Parascedosporium putredinis is the source of this 2433-nucleotide messenger RNA. The record is from the annotation of a GenBank genome assembly. NCBI's taxonomy places the organism in Eukaryota, Fungi, Ascomycota, Sordariomycetes, Microascales, Microascaceae.
AUGCGUCAAUGGUCAGAGCGGAUGAGCCCCAACUUCGCCAUUGGAGGUCGUCCGAAUUUGCCCGUCAACUCGCUCAACCCUCACACCAAGGCAGCGCCUAUCUCGCAAGGUCCUCCCAUUGCCUCGCCCCAAGGAGAUGCGACGAUCCACUACUCGUUCAAUGUGCCCUUCGCCUCCGACCUAGCUGGCCCGAACACGGAAGAUAUCCUCCACGCCACCACCGAUGCUGUGCUCCGCUGGACUCACCCGGAGGACGCCCCCGAUGAGGUCCCCGUACACGAGCUUCCCAUCCAUUCCCAAAAUCUCGCGAACUUGCAGAGGCUAUGCAGGGACCUUUCCGCUGGGCCUCUUCCCGUAGAAGCGCAGGUCAUUACUACCACGCCCAAGAACGCCAAGGGCCAGGUCACCACUCGAUGCACUCACAUCGACAUUGACGGCAAACUCGUCUGCGAUCUUGUCGCCGGAGUCCUUAAGAAGCCCGUUAUCGAAGGUCUCGACACUAUCUCGGCUUACUGUGGUGUCGAUAUCUUUCUUCUAGGACCUAAACUCACUCCGAUGGUUGAUGGCAUGACGGGUGACGCGGAAACCAGAGUUGAUCAGCGAUGGAGAAUUGCCAUCUAUGGAGACGUUCUUGCCGCCGAACACGCCAAAGCCCGUGUUUUGAUCCAGAUCGACCGUCUCCUUGGUCGCGUGGUUGACGCCAUGUACCGCUACUGCCCGCCGAGUGCUCGCCGCCGAGAUCCGAAUGAAAUCUUCAUCACCGGCGAAAGCCAGCAAGCCAUUGAUAUGGCCAAGCAAAGGCUCCAUGACGCCGCCCUUCGAGUUCGAGUCUUCGUUAAGGAUGUGCAAAUAGCCCCGGCCAAGAUUGAUAGCAUUCUUCUCACUCGCCUGGACAAGCGCAAUAUGGUCCGGGUUCAGGGUCUCGAUGUGCUGCAUGUCGAGCGGGCGAUCCGGGAAAUUAUGGCCCUGGCCGGUCAGUUCUACAGUGCAUCGUGGCUCAUUCAACACCCCGAUCCCCGCCAGCAGCUUCCCACCCCCGCUGAAAUUCGAGCCAUUCUCGGAGACGUUUGCGCCAACUCCGAUGCCGAGAUCUCUUUCGAUAAGCAUAGCUUCAACCUGACUGGCUCCGACGAUGCUGUGAAGGCAGCCCUAUCCGUCAUGUCUGAGAUCAAGUUCAUCGUCCAGUCUCAGUAUCAAAUUCGUGUCAAGAUCGAGCUGGCCAGCGAGCAUAAGGAGUUUGUUAGCGGCAAGAAGAACGGCAAGAUCAAUAAAAUCAUGGGCUCUAGCAACGUCCAAAUCAUUUUUGAUGGCUUCAACGAAUACAAUUUCAACAUCGAUGUGAUGGCCGUGAACUACGAAUUCAUGAAGCGGGGCCUUAGCAUGGUUGAACAGGAAAUGCCUGCCUCCAUCUCCUUCCACGUGCCAGAUCAAUAUCACAAGCGUAUCAUCGGCAUCGGCGGCCAACACAUCCAAAGAAUCAUGAAAAAGCACUCCGUCUUUGUCAAGUUCUCCAACGCCAUGGACCGUGGUGGUAUGAGCCGCGAGGAUGACGAUAUCAAGGUCGAUAACGUCAUCUGCCGCACCCCAGCCCGUAACGCGCAGAAUCUGGACGCCGUCAAGAACGAGAUCCUAGAAAUGGUUGAUCGCGCUGAUUCGGAGUACACAUCUCAGACCGUUAAUGUUGACAGGCUCUAUCAUCGUCAGCUCCUCGCUCGUCUAGGUGAUAUCUCGGAUUUGGAAUCCAAGUACAAUUGCAAGAUCCAUUUCCCCAGCACCGAAGACGCCAGUGACGAAGUCAAGGUCGAUGGGCCGCAGUGGCAGGUGCCCCACUGCGUGGACGAGUUGUUGGGCAUGGUCCCCGAUAACCACGAAAUGGUCUUGGCUCGUUCCACUGACCUGGUCAAGUUCCUCGAGUCCCCUGACUUUGCCCACGAGCUAGUCCCCAAGUUCAAAACCCAACACGAAGUGGAGGUGACUGUCCAUCAGAACCCCGACGAGCGAAGCGAGGAUGGCCAGCCGACCAUCACGUUGAUGUGGAGCUUUACUCGCAACAACGCUGGCGGCCUUCGUGACGCCAUUGACUUCUUACAGUCUCAGCUUGCCACUGCCGGUGUAGAGAUUAGCGUCGUCAAGGGCUCCAUCCUGCGACCCAAGUCUGACUCUUUCGAGGAUUCGCUUCAGUACUUCAACUCGCGACUCCUUCAGCAUGCCCCCGCACCCAUCAAGACUGACUCCCUGAAGAACAGUUCGACAUCGGCUGCUAACUUUUUCAAGGGCUCGACCAAUGUUUCCAAGUCGUCUCUCAUCUCCAUCGAAUCGGCCCGGAGCUUCAAUGCUGAUCGGAACCCAUGGAACGACAGCGGCGUAAAUCUUCCCGAGGAAGAUCACAACAUCUGGGGACCCCCAGCAGAUUGGCACAAACGGCAGCUCUAA